Rubroshorea leprosula is the source of this 2025-nucleotide messenger RNA. NCBI's taxonomy places the organism in Eukaryota, Viridiplantae, Streptophyta, Magnoliopsida, Malvales, Dipterocarpaceae. The record is from the annotation of a GenBank genome assembly.
AGCCGAACUGCGUAGCCGAACUCAAAACCCUGCUUCCGUUUCCCGGCGGGAUCGAGUUCUUCUUCGUCUUCCUCAGGACUUUGUUUGAGCAGCGAGCUUUAAGCUACCCUCGUCCAUGGCGAUUGAGAAAAUUCUUAAAGAUGAAGCUAGCGAAGAGAAAGGGGAGCGUGCCAGAAUGGCGUCAUUUGUUGGGGCAAUGGCAAUUGCUGACUUGGUUAAGACAACGUUAGGGCCGAAGGGGAUGGAUAAAAUCUUACAAUCAACUGGCAGAGGACACCAGGUCACUGUUACAAAUGAUGGGGCUACCAUCUUAAAGUCCCUCCAUAUUGACAACCCAGCUGCCAAAGUCCUUGUUGACAUAUCAAAAGUUCAAGAUGAUGAAGUUGGUGAUGGGACAACCUCCGUUGUUGUUUUGGCUGGGGAGCUUUUGCGUGAGGCAGAAAAACUGGUGGCAGCCAAGAUACACCCCAUGACAAUAAUAUCAGGAUUCCGGAUGGCAGCAGAAUGUGCUCGUGAUGCUUUGUUGGAGAAAGUUGUUGAUAAUAAAGAGAAUGAAGAGAAAUUCAAGUCAGACUUGAUGAAGAUUGCAAUGACUACUCUGAGUUCCAAAAUUCUCUCACAAGAUAAGGAAUAUUUUGCACAGCUUGCAGUGGAUGCUGUUCUAAGGCUAAAGGGGAGCACAAACUUAGAGGCUAUCCAUAUUAUCAAGAAACCUGGAGGUUCAUUGAGGGAUUCCUUCUUAGAUGAAGGAUUCAUUCUUGACAAGAAAAUAGGUGUUGGACAACCAAAACGCAUAGAGAAUGCAAAGAUCUUGGUGUCAAAUACUGCAAUGGAUACAGAUAAGGUGAAGAUAUAUGGUGCACGUGUUCGUGUUGAUUCAAUGUCUAGGGUUGCAGAGAUUGAAGCUGCUGAGAAGGAAAAGAUGAGAGAGAAGGUGCAGAAAAUCAUAGCACACGGGAUAAACUGCUUUGUUAACAGGCAGCUGAUCUACAAUUUCCCUGAGGAACUCUUUGCCGAUGCGGGCAUACUUGCAAUUGAGCAUGCUGAUUUUGAUGGUAUAGAGCGUCUAGCUUUGGUAACAGGUGGUGAUAUUGCGUCAACCUUUGACAAUCCUGAGUCUGUUAAGCUUGGGCAUUGCAAACUCAUCGAAGAGAUUAUGAUUGGUGAGGAUAAGUUGAUCCACUUUUCUGGCGUUGAAAUGGGCCAAGCUUGUACCAUAGUGUUGAGAGGUGCAAGCCAUCAUGUGCUUGAUGAGGCUGAGAGGUCUCUGCAUGAUGCCUUGUGCGUGCUGUCUCAGACUGUCAAUGACAGCCGGGUACUGCUUGGAGGUGGAUGGCCUGAGAUGGUGAUGGCAAAGGCAGUUGAUGAACUGGCACGGAAGACUCCUGGAAAGAAGUCUCAUGCCAUUGAUGCCUUCUCUCGGGCACUUGUGGCCAUCCCAACAACUAUUGCUGACAAUGCAGGUCUUGACAGUGCUGAGUUGAUAGCUCAGCUUCGUGCUGAACAUCAGAAGGAAGGAUGUACUGCAGGGGUAGAUGUCAUCACCGGAUCUGCAGGAGAUAUGGCUGAGUUGGGGAUCUCUGAAUCCUUCAAAGUAAAGCAGGCUGUCUUGCUUUCUGCAACUGAGGCAGCUGAGAUGAUUCUCAGAGUUGACGAAAUCAUCACUUGUGCUCCAAGGAGGAGAGAAGACAGAAUGUGAAGAUGAAAUUGAUUUGCGAGGGGAUGUUUACUGUAAUGUACGCUUCUCAUGUCAUCCACUAUUAUUAGAUGGUGACUAGCAGUUUGGUCGAACCAUGGAACUCUGAAACUUUUGUGGGGUGUUUUAGGGUUGAUUUAGAAAUUAAAAGGCAUGCUGGAUUCUUCUCAAGCUUUUGUUUUUUCUAUUUUGGUAGCUAUACGAAUGUUUAAUUUUCAUUUUUCUUCAGAAACGGUAUUUUUAGCCAAUCUUAAGAAGCAGUAUUCCCUUGGUUAAUUACCAUUCGAGUUUGCGUAAUUUGUGAUGAUGAAUAAUUUGCUUAGCCUCAU